This is a messenger RNA of Guillardia theta CCMP2712, 453 nucleotides long. RefSeq lists its product as hypothetical. The coding region runs from base 1 to 453 and encodes 150 amino acids. Gene Ontology annotation, cellular component: nucleus. The record is from RefSeq and is a predicted model, not a curated record. Gene Ontology annotation, molecular function: protein binding. Lineage: Eukaryota; Cryptophyceae; Pyrenomonadales; Geminigeraceae. Gene Ontology annotation, biological process: regulation of gene expression. The transcript is spliced from 3 exons.
AUGUUGGACGGGAGACGUCUGACUAUUAACGAACGAGCCGCCAAGUUGUUCACAUCAGCAGGCUGCGGAGACUAUGCUGCGGUGCAGGAGGUUCUGGAGCAAGACAAGGAUCUGCUGAGGGAAGUAGAUCACGACGGGCUGUUCGCGGGAUGGAACUGUUUGCACUGGUGUGCGCAGCAGGGGCAUGUAGAGGUAGCGAAACUUCUCAUGGACGAGGCAGAGGUGUUGGGCAUCGAGAGCCCGACGCUGGUGGACAUGCAGGACAAGGAGGGCGAUACCCCUCUGCACAUCGCGGUGAGCUGGGGUCAUGCUGAACUCGCGCGGAUGAUGAUCAGCCGCAAUGCCGACGUGAAGAUCAGGAACGACAAGAGGAAGACAGCUCUCGAUCUUGCUACGGAAGGUGCGGGGUUCAGGAAGCAACUCAAAGAGUUUGCGAGGAUCUCGAGCGCAUGA